Messenger RNA from Arachis stenosperma, 426 nucleotides. RefSeq lists its product as uncharacterized. The record is from RefSeq and is a predicted model, not a curated record. Lineage: Eukaryota; Viridiplantae; Streptophyta; Magnoliopsida; Fabales; Fabaceae. Bases 1 to 426 code for a protein of 141 amino acids. The transcript is spliced from 2 exons.
AUGGUAGCAUCGGGAUGGCACCGUAUGAGGCACUGUACGGGCGAAGAUGCCAAUCUCCUUUAUGCUGGAAAGUCAGCAUACCAGCUCGCCCUACCACCAAAUCUAUCGAGGCUACACAACGUGUUCCAUGUGUCCCAACUCCGAAAAUACCAGCACGAUCCAAGUCAUGUGUUACAGCAAGAGGAUGUAACACUCAAAGACGACCUGACUUUUGAACUACCAGCCAUGAAGAUUGUAGACAGAAGCACGAAGCAACUAAGGAACAAGACGGUACGACUGGUAAAGGUGGCAUGGGAUAGCUGCAACUCAAGGGACUACACAUGGGAAAAAGAGGCAGACAUGAGACAGAAGUUCCCAAACUUGUUUACAGGUAACGAUCAUGGUGAAGAUUUUCUUUCCUCCUCAACAGUGGAAAAGUUACAAUAA